Molecule: messenger RNA, 2334 nt
Organism: Misgurnus anguillicaudatus (oriental weatherfish)
Lineage: Eukaryota; Metazoa; Chordata; Actinopteri; Cypriniformes; Cobitidae
Gene: prmt1
Product: protein arginine methyltransferase 1
Biological process (GO): chromatin remodeling; peptidyl-arginine methylation, to asymmetrical-dimethyl arginine
Cellular component (GO): nucleus
Molecular function (GO): protein-arginine omega-N asymmetric methyltransferase activity; histone methyltransferase activity; protein-arginine omega-N monomethyltransferase activity
Source: RefSeq, a predicted model, not a curated record
UUUAUCUGCGCUGCAGUCGUAGUGGAAUUCAGUUUAUCGUCGAAAUGGCGGAGACCGUGGACGGAAUGGAGGUGUCCCAGGGAGAGAGCUCAGUGAAACCUGCAGCAGAAGACAUGACAUCCAAAGAUUACUACUUUGAUUCCUAUGCACACUUUGGCAUUCAUGAGGAGAUGCUAAAGGAUGAGGUUCGUACUCUGACAUACAGAAGCUCCAUGUACCAUAACAAGCAUCUUUUUAAGGAUAAGGUGGUGCUGGAUGUGGGAAGUGGAACUGGCAUCCUUUGUAUGUUUGCAGCCAAAGCUGGGGCAAAGAAAGUUAUUGGGAUUGAGUGCAGCAGUAUAUCAGACUAUGCUGUGAAGAUUGUGAAAGCCAACAAGUUGGAUCACAUUGUUACCAUCAUUAAGGGAAAAGUGGAGGAGGUUGAGCUUCCUGUGGAAAAAGUAGACAUCAUCAUCUCCGAGUGGAUGGGCUACUGUCUGUUUUAUGAGUCAAUGCUUAACACUGUCAUUUAUGCAAGAGAUAAAUGGCUGAAACCCGAUGGUCUGAUUUUUCCUGACAGAGCCACGCUCUAUGUCACUGCUAUUGAGGACCGACAAUACAAGGACUAUAAAAUUCACUGGUGGGAGAACGUUUAUGGCUUUGACAUGUCUUGUAUCAAGGAAGUGGCCAUUAAAGAACCACUAGUGGAUGUUGUUGAUCCCAAACAACUUGUCAGUACUGCCUGCCUCAUCAAGGAGGUGGACAUCUACACAGUGAAGAUUGAUGACCUGUCCUUUACGUCACCGUUUUGCCUCCAGGUGAAAAGGAAUGACUACAUCCAUGCGCUGGUAACCUACUUUAACAUAGAGUUCACUCGUUGCCACAAGAGGACCGGAUUCUCUACUAGCCCAGAGUCUCCUUACACUCACUGGAAGCAGACCGUGUUCUACCUUGAUGAUUAUCUGACAGUAAAGACUGGAGAGGAGAUCUUUGGCACCAUCAGCAUGAAACCCAAUGUCAAGAAUAAUAGGGACCUUGACUUUACUGUCGACAUUGACUUCAAGGGUCAACUCUGUGAGGUGUCCAAGACAUCGGAGUACAGAAUGCGCUAAAUUACGUUUGCAUCCACGUGUUUGUUUGUAUGUGUGUAAGGCAACUACGAGAGCAGCUUAUGUUUGUGUCUGUCCAUUUCCUUUCUACGACAGACGUUGUCUGAUCGGGACAUUUUCUGAGUUCUGACCAUUUUAAAUGAACUUUAAUUUUUGUAUACAAAGAACAACUAACUCGCAAAGGCAUUUUUUAUUGUGCCUUUUUGGCUUUCAAAAUUUUGGCUCUUUAUUCCCCCAAAUUUUAGGUGUACAAUCUAUCUUGGAUAUGCUCCAUCAGACACAUGCACACAUACAGCUGCUCUCUCUUGCCCAUCUGUCCCAAGUCUCUGAGUUGUAGGAAUAUGGCAACAUGCCAUCCAUGUUCUGUGUGUGUGUGUGUUCAGGUUUUUCAUCUUCUGAGUCACAAAUGUCUGCUGUUCUGUCCCCCAUCAUGCUGACAUUUGUGUUAGCUACUGUAAAAUUAAUGUAACGGUAUUUGUUUGGAAAUUCCAUCUGGUGAAGCCAGCAGUCGUCUUUGUAGGUAAAACCUACUGUCUUUUUUUGUUGCUGUGAAUAGAAGGCAUUUGGUUUAUUUGAAUGUGCCCAUAUCAUUUUGUAGUUCUGUUCAUUUGGAGAUUACUGAAGCAGUUCUUUUUAGACCAUCAGUCGAGGAUGCCUCCGUAUAUCGCCGUUUUUGUCUUGCGGAAUGAUGUUUUAAUUCAGCUAGUGCUUGUGUCCUCAUCUGUUACCAUUUAUAUACAUGUGGUUUUUUUAUACAUUUGUGAAAGUGACCUGAUCAACGAUAACUGUAUUAUGGAUGAGGCAGCCUAGUAACCUUGUAUAGGUGGCGUUAAUGAGCACUAUUUUAAAUCUGUUGACCUUUUUAAUGUCACACAAACUCUUUGUCCAAUGAAUGACUGAUGUUUAGUUUAAGCUUAUCUGCUGCUCCUUUGCACUAUAAGCACUUAAAACUCAGACCCAGAUCUACAAUUUAAUUCCACUGAAAGGACCUUGAGUUAAUUCUCCGUUUAGGUGCUUUUAGUGAAGGGUGAAGCUUUUGCUGUGUUUGAGUAACUUUACAUUAACUCAUAGUGAUUCUUUUUCAUGGUGUUUUUUUUUUUGUUCAACAGUGUUUUUUUUUUUGUCAAAGGGGUGCAAGAUCACAGGUUGUGUUAAGCACAGGUUACUAUUACCAGGCAGACAUUUGUCAACUAGGAAAUGUAUUUUAUUUUUUCUUUUUGAAAUAAAAACAAUAAAUUGGAACAUG